Molecule: messenger RNA, 1726 nt
Organism: Cryptomeria japonica (Japanese cedar)
Lineage: Eukaryota; Viridiplantae; Streptophyta; Pinopsida; Cupressales; Cupressaceae
Product: 30 kDa ribonucleoprotein, chloroplastic
Exons: 5
Coding region: 40-798 (252 amino acids)
Cellular component (GO): cytosol
Molecular function (GO): mRNA binding
Source: RefSeq, a predicted model, not a curated record
UCUGUUGUUUUACAUCUUACCUAAUAGGAAUACGAAACCAUGGCCGCUGCAAUUAGUUGGUUGUCCCCUCUAAAUGGGCACCGUCUUAGCGGCUUCACUUCUCUUUAUUUCCCUUCCCGACCCUGCAUACAGAGCGGCAACAGAGCGAGUGAGUACUUUUCCUCUCUGUUGCAGAGUAGCAAUGGCAAAGGAACCUCUUUCCUGUUGCCUCUCUCUUCGUAUUCAAAGGAGAAGGGGAAGAAUAAUAAGUUUCUACCCAAAAGGAACGCAUCAAUAACAGCUCAAGCACAGUUGGAGGAGGAAGAAGGAAGAAGAAAUACAGGGCAGGGCCGAGGAAGAGACACAGAUGAUAAAUCAUUUUAUGUGGGCAAUCUUCCAUAUAGCGUGGACAGCACGGAGUUGUUGAAGCUCUUCAAGGAUGCUGGCAAUGUCACCAAGGUGGAGGUAAUAUAUAACAAAGAUACAGGAAGAAGCCGGGGUUUUGCCUUUGUGACCAUGGCAACCAGAGAAGAAGUCUCUGAAGCCGUGGACAGGUUUAAUGGAUAUGAGUAUCGGGGCAGAACUUUGAGGGUGAGUUCCGGGCCACAGCCUGUGAAGAACAAUUUCACAUCUAGGGUUGGAUUCAGAAACGUACGGUCUGGUGGUGGGGGUUUUGAUUCUGCAAAUCAAAUAGAGACAGGGCGGUCUAGGGGUUUUGCUUUUGUCACCAUGUCAUCUUCUGAGGAAGUGGAGGCAACUAUUUCCUCUCUUGAUGGGGCUGAUAUGGAUGGGAGACCACUGAGAGUGAGGAUAGAAUAGGCGCACCCUGCCCAGUGUGAGUUUUCUGGCAACGCUUGUGUUUUUCUCUUUCCAAUUUUAUUUUAGCUUAGCUACUGCGCGACAUUUUCCUAAAUUUGUGUGCUACCUUUUUUGGUGGGCUUGUUUAUCUCAUGAGACAAAAUAUGAGAUGGUUUUUGGCUUGUAAGAAAUGAAUUUUGUACAGUAUUGCUAUCACGAUUCUCUUUCCUUGUACCUAAAUUUUAUUAGCAAUAGGUUGUAUAAAACUGCCACAUACAUAAUGUGGAAAAUAUUGUUAGGCCACUGGAAGGAAGGCUUCAUAUGCAAAGUUCCAUUGUUUAAAAUCAGAGUUCAACAAGCGACUGCAUACAAUAGAGGAAGAGCAUCAGUUAGCGUUCAUGUUCCAAUAACCGUUCACUCCUUGCACACCCAACCUCCCAAUUACUAGCUUUAAAAAAAAAAAAAAGAACAACUAAAAGCUCAUUAAUAAAUUACACAUGUACCAAUAGCUGCUCAUUUUUUAGCUUUUUUGAGCCAUGAUUGGCUCAUUUGUGCAUUUUUAUUGGUACGCAUGAUACACAACUACUGGGACAUUUAUGCAUAAGUAUUGGUGAUUUUUAAGUGCACGGUUAUUGGGGCAUCUUUAAAUAGGUAUCAGGCGACACUUUGAAAAGUGUACUUUUUGACUCUUGCAUGCAUAAUGGAUCCCACAACGUGCAUCAUUACUACCCAGAAGCCAAAUCAAUAGCUAUAAGCAGUUAAGUCGCAUGUGGAAAAAAAUGUCAAAAUUCGAUGGUUGCAUGAAGUUAGCUAUAACGGCUACUAUUAUGCUUCCCUAUUAUCAUCUCAAUGUAUUUCUUAUUUAGUUUUGUAUUUACAUUUAAACAUUUGGGAUAAUGUAUAAAUGUAUCUGUAUAAUUGCAAAUAAGUAUACUAAACCUUUCUUGUA